CAUGACUCUAUUAGAUGCCAUGGAAAAAGAGUUUAGAGCAUAUAACAAAGAAUAUUAUGAAAAUGCCAUCAAUGAGGGCAAGAUUACAGUUAAUGGUGUUCGAGUCUCUCCAGAAUAUAAAUUGGAACAUGGCAUGCAGAUAGAACAUGCAACAACAAGAGUGGAACCUCCAAUCCUGGAUCUACCUGUCGAUAUUGUCUUUGAAGAUGAUAGUUUCGUUGUUGUGAGCAAACCUCCAUCCAUGAUUGUUCAUACAGGAGGAGGAUAUCAUUACAAUUGUCUGAGUGCUAUUCUCCACUUUGAACAUGGACUAAAGGAUUUAUAUGUAUUGCAUCGAUUGGAUAGGCUGACUUCAGGCUUAUUAAUUUUUUCUAAGAAUCGAUUAUUAGCUUAGAAGUUCCAUGAUGCCAAUAGCAAACUCAAUGUUUAAAAAACCUAUUUGGCUAGAGUACAAGGAAACUUUAGUGAGGAUAUCAAAGAAAACAAUAAGCCUUAAUAUUGUGUGUCGAUGAAAGAUGCCAUCUUUGCCUGUUGCAAGGAAGAAGAUGCUUAGAAAUUGGAUGCCAAAAGUGCUACAACCAAAUUUGAAAAAUUAUGGUAUGAUCCAAUCAGCGAUUCCUCGUUAUUGGAAUGCAAACCAAUCACUGGAAGAACACAUUAAAUUAGAGUGCAUCUAGCUGAUUUAGGACACCCUAUACUGAAUGAUAUUGGUUAUGGUGGAAAGUUUAUCGGAAAUGAAAUUGUCAAUAGGAAUUUUAAAGGCUUAAAAUAAGAAUCGAUUAGAUAAAAGGAUGUUUUGGAAGGGGAGGUUCUUGAAAUUGUUGGAAAGAAAGUUAAAUUGAAUACUUAAGGGGAUGAAUUAUAAAAAGAAAAAACUAAUGUUGACUAAAAUUAAGAAGAGCCAAAACUACUAUAAAAUGAAUAAUAAGAGAUUGUAAGUUAAGAUUAGAAAGAAAAAGUAGAAUAAUAAAUAUAAUAAGGAUAAGAAUAAGAAUAAUAAAUAGAAAAAUAAGAAUAAUAAGAACAAUAAAUAGAAAAAUAAUAAGAACAAUAAUAAUAAUAAGAUCAAUAAUAAAACCAAUAAUAAUAAUAAGUAUAAAAUAAUACCAAAAAUAAAUUACAUUAACAAUAAUAUGGAAAUACUUCAUUAUUGAAUGACUGUCUAUCUGGGAAAGAAGAAUGGGAUUACCAUAAACAUCCUUUAGAAAUUUACUUGCAUUCUUGGAAAUAUUUAUUUAAUGGAUAAGAAUUUAAAAGUAAAGAACCAUAUUGGUAUUAUAUAUGAGG
Paramecium octaurelia is the source of this 1287-nucleotide messenger RNA. NCBI's taxonomy places the organism in Eukaryota, Ciliophora, Oligohymenophorea, Peniculida, Parameciidae. The record is from the annotation of a GenBank genome assembly.